Messenger RNA from Cryphonectria parasitica EP155, 1665 nucleotides. RefSeq lists its product as uncharacterized. The transcript is spliced from 3 exons. The record is from RefSeq and is a predicted model, not a curated record. NCBI's taxonomy places the organism in Eukaryota, Fungi, Ascomycota, Sordariomycetes, Diaporthales, Cryphonectriaceae. The coding region runs from base 1 to 1665 and encodes 554 amino acids.
AUGGAGAAUACCAAUAUGGGCUCCGGUGGCUGGCUAUUCCCUUCAGAGCGUGCAGCUUUGAUGAGAGGCAGCGCCGACGCGCGUUUCCAAAACGGACAGACCAACCAGGCAGUCGACUGCAAACAACACAACGGCCCUGGGCCCGCGGAUGCUCUGAGAUUAGAAUUCGCGCUGCCAGAUGUGAACAGCAACCAAGGCGUAAUCAACCUGUCCGACCCGAUCACCAGACAAGAGCUGGAGAAGAUCCGCAAGCGGUGCCAUGCUUUUCUGGUCCUUGAUUCCAACGCCGGGUACAUAACCAUCUGUUCGCGCCAAAUCGAGAAUAUCCAGGCUGCUGUUCAGGCUCUUCGAGACCUCCUUCAGUCCAUUGCGAAGGAUCUCGUAUGCAGGAUGCUAGCCCUUGCCCACCGCUCUACCACUGCCUCGCAUUCUCGAGUGUCCCUCAAGAAGAUCGAGCAAGUCGUUGGCCUUGGCUUCAAGACUGGUUAUCGGGGUGUCUCAAAGGACCCUGUCUCGAUCGAGGACCCCGCGGAUGUGAAAGAGUCAGACGUUGAGAAAGACGACAGUCUCGGUCCCUUGACAGCGAACGAGUUCUCAGAAGCCGUCCAACAGGCUGCUCUCCGCAUCCGGCCUAUCAGAGGUGAAUUGUUUGUACGAGCCCAUUUGGGAGUCUUCUGUAGCUAUUCACGUGAAAACGCCAAUGGCAAGGCUGUGAAGACGUACAACUCCAACAGGGACUUCCGAGAGUUCCUUAGCAAGUCUGCAGCUCGAGGCACGGCCAACGUCAGUCACAAUCUCGGCGGUGCCGACCUGACUCUAAAAGUCCGCGACUACAUCUGCGCAACACAGGAUAAACUCAGCGUUGCAGACCAGAGAUACCAAGCCCUUGAUUCUCGCCUCGAACACCUCAGCGAUAUCAAGCCAAAGUAUUGUCUUGUUUUCUUCUCCAGAGACCGCCGCAUCGAGGUUGAUGUCCAGUAUGACACUCGUGAUCCUCGUUCCCCUUACACGCCCGCUGCCCCUCGCGUCUUUGCUGAGUACCAGAAAGCUGCAGUCGUCGAGAUUGCCGUCGGCUGCCCCGAAAAGAUAUGCGACUGGCACUUGGCCGUUGAAGCGGACAUAGGCGCUCGUGGAAUUCCUGAGGCAUACCAAAACUUGGUCAAGGGUCUCCAAUUCCCCAAGGGUCGCCCUAAGAACGACUUCGACUUUCCCGCCACUGCGGUGAGUGAGGCCCUGCUCCGGGCAGCCAAGAUCGACAAUGUCGCUUGUAAAGUGUCUUGGACCUUUGAAUGUCGCAAGACCCCGUACUGUGUGGAAGUUGCCGUUUACCACGAGUGGAAGGACAACUCCUUGAGCCGUCACCUGUACCGCAGGCGUACUCAGCCCGCGCCAGGACAGGUUGUCCAAAUCAACACGGCAAACAAAAAGUUGAAAUCCACUAAGGGGUGCGGUAUCACACUCUACGGCCAGGGAUGGGAUGACGAGAUGCAGGAGUUGAAUCCCGUGAGCGGCACCUUCGUUCCAGACUUCGUCCACGCUCUCGCUGGUCACCAGGACCUGGUUGAUUUCUCCAGCAACUUCCUACGAGAGAUGGAGUGUCUUCUUGACAACGUGGCCGCUGCUGCUUCCGGCGCUGCUGAGACUGAAGAGCUCAAGAAAUCCUGA